AUGACCCAGGCCGGCCUGUGGGGGGUGGCUAGUUGCCACCACCUGCAGGUCGGCCAUACACAUGAGGAUGUCGAUGCGAUAUUCAGUUUGGCAGCAGUAGCUUUGAGGACUUGCCAACCCCAAUAUUUACAGACCCCUAUGGAUAUUGCCCGACGUCUUGAAUCCAAGCUUGGCCACCUUUGGACAAAGAAGGGUCUUAUCUUCAACAUUGAGCUGGUGGAUACUGUACGCGACUGGGUGUCUUUGCUACCUUCCGGGUUGAGUCUGAAAAAUGCAUUUCGGGCAAGAAAGUGGAUUGACAACGAAGAUCAAAUUCCACUGCCUCAAUCAUUCACUUUCAUGACACGGGCAGGCCUUCCAGAUCAAGGCGCCAAUCUCGAGCUGAGCGAUCGGGUACCGAGGGCCAUGCGAGCUGACAAUGUGAUCGAUGAUACCUUCUGCAUGAUCAAAGAAAGAAUGGCCAGUGAUGGGCUAUGCCAGUCGCCUUUGCUAGUUCUCCCAGGGUCCUUCAUAGAAGAAAGCAAGAGGUUGUUGAGGCGGGCAAAUGAAGAAAGUUGCCCAGUUAAGACCUGUCACCUUGACCAAGACCGACGGGAUGAACUUAGGAUGCUGAAAAUUGGUCAGUUUGUUGCCACUGAGCCCAUUGAGAAACUUCGGGCAUACUUCGACUCUAAGCAGGGGCCCUCUCCAGUGGAGCUAGUUGCUGAAUUGCAGCAAGCGGUCGAGCUGCAGAAGCGUCAGAUUACAACUCGUUCUAUGUCGCUUCGUGACCAUUUGAACCGGGUUACCGCAGAUUACAACCGCAUGGUGACCAGCAAGAAGCACCGAUUGGACUCUGGCAAAAAAAGCACUGGUGUGCCUCACGAAGUGCUUCAAUUGGACUACUUCGUCCCUGGCUCGAGCAGUCGAUUGGAACAUGAACGGUAUAGAGGGAAGAAGCAGUUUGCAGCCAUGUUGAAUGUGACGGACGAUAUUACAAUGACCUAUUUUCGCCGGGUAGUUCAGGACUUUUGCAGAAAAGCAUCCAGGGAAGCCAGUACAAAAGCAAAGGCCCAUGGGAAGAGCCUUGAAGACUUCGUGGAGAAACACCAGGAUCAGUCCAAAAAUGCCUUGCGGAAGAGCAUGGAGGCGGCGUUUGCU
Molecule: messenger RNA, 1140 nt
Organism: Durusdinium trenchii
Lineage: Eukaryota; Dinophyceae; Suessiales; Symbiodiniaceae
Source: the annotation of a GenBank genome assembly